Drosophila persimilis is the source of this 1802-nucleotide messenger RNA. RefSeq names its product probable nucleoporin Nup58 (gene Nup58). The record is from RefSeq and is a predicted model, not a curated record. Gene Ontology annotation, molecular function: structural constituent of nuclear pore. The coding region runs from base 47 to 1786 and encodes 579 amino acids. Gene Ontology annotation, biological process: nucleocytoplasmic transport. NCBI's taxonomy places the organism in Eukaryota, Metazoa, Arthropoda, Insecta, Diptera, Drosophilidae. The transcript is spliced from 2 exons. Gene Ontology annotation, cellular component: nuclear pore.
AAAAGAUAAAAUUCGCUGUGAAAUUAGUUAAAUCUCCUGCUCUGAGAUGUCCUUUUCAUUUACGCCCACAAGCAAUUCUGCUAUUGGAGCCGCAGCGCCCACAGCGGGUGCAUUCGGUUUUGGCGCGCGACCGGCGACUACAACGGCACCUCCUCCCGCUUUUGGUGCAACCGCUGCGCCAGCCUUUGGAGCUGCAGGAUCUUCGCCUUUCGGACAAGCGCCAGCAACAUCAGCCUUCGGACAGGCGCCCACAACGUCAGCCUUUGGACAGGCGCCUGCGACAUCAGCAUUCGGUCAAGCGCCCACGUCGUUGGGAUUUGCAGCGGCAACAGCAGCACAGCCUGGAUUCGGAGCACCUACGGCUCAGCCUGGGUUUGGUGCAACAACAGCCCAGCCAGGAUUCGGAGCACCCACGGCACAGUCUGGGUUUGGUGCACCCACGGCGCAGCCAGGAUUUGGAGCACCUACGGCCCAGCCCGGAUUCGGAGCACCUACGGCACAGUCCGGGUUUGGAGCUCCCACGGCCCAGCCCGGAUUCGGAGCACCUACGGCCCAGCCAGGAUUCGGAGCACCCACGGCCCAACCCGGAUUCGGAGCACCAACAGCAUUCGGAGCAGCUACAACAGCAUCUACAUUCGGCCAAGCAGCUCCUGCUGUCGUUAGUGUAGCGCCCACAUUCUCCUUUGCGCCGCCGGCCACCAGUGCCCCGACCACAGCACCGCCUGCUUUUGGCUUUGGCAGCACGGCCACCACCGCACCGGCCACUUCAGUGGGUUUGCAACCGGCUCUGACUGCUGGCAUUGGUUCCUUUGCGUUCGCCAAGCCCCAGGCCACGACGGCGGCCAGUCUGAACUUCAGCACGAACACCACGACGGCCACGGCGCAGCCCUUCAAUACGGGCCUGCGGCUGGGUGGCUCCACGUCGGCUGUGGGGAGUGGAAUCUUUGGCAAGCCGCCUGGCCAGCAGACCACAGCUCCCGCCACAUUUGUGGGUUUGGGCGGCAUCGAUGUCAGCGCCACGCAGCCAAAGCUGGGAGACAACAAGAAGGACGGGAUCAAGAUCAAGGAAACCCAAGUGCCGGACGAGAUAGUCAAGACAGUGGAGGCGCUGAAGGUGUACAUCAAGCAGCAGAAGACCACCUCCUCGGACAUCGGACGGACGUCCACCUCAAAGUUCUCGAAUGUGACGCACGAGAUCACGGGCUUCGCUUGGGCGCUGCAGAACAUGGCCAACUCCGUGGACGCCAACAACCAGCAGAUCAAGCUGCUGCGUUUGGAGACGGCUAAGGCCAUACAGUCGCUGGAGAUGGCCCAGAGGACUCAGGACACGCCCAUCGGACUUCAGUACGAGAACAAUGCUCCGUUCCAGUACUUCCAGUGUCUGGUGGUCAAGUACGAGCAGGAUUUGAUUGCCUUCCGGCAGCAGAUCACGCUCACCGAACGGCACAUGCACGCCCUGGCCAAUCCACAGAGCAUCGCGCCCGAGGACCUGAAGCGCGGCCUUCGGCAGCUCAACGAAGCUUUCAUCUCGCUGGCAGGCCGCUUGCACGACCUUCACCAGCGCGUGGAGGAGCAGAAGGAGCUGUAUCUGAAUCUGCGACGAUACAAGCUGCGCGACGCCACCAAUGUCUUUGAGAAGAUCGAUAAUCCACCGCCGCCGGCAGUCGAGCCUCAGCGGAUCAGCAGUGGCCCGACGCCCUUCUCCAACAUCUCGGCCAUUAGUAGCCUGAACAAAUCGUAUGCCUCGGCGGCGGCUGCCUCCUCCAGCAAUGCGGCAGCCAAGUGAUUGAUUGUCCUCCAAU